UUUGAGACGUGAGUGAGUAAUUGAUUGGAGAUGGCAACCGAUCAUCGGGGCAAGAUUGAAUUUGGGCAAUUCGAAAGGGGGGGCGUUUUUUUCCCACUAAAAGGGGAAGCGGGUCGAUAGGCCAGGGUGAUUAGCAUCACACACGUCUGCACUGAUAAUGAAUGCACCACCGAUAUUUAUAGAAGUGUCAAUUUCCUUCUUGUGCAGCCUAGACAACCGAGCCCCUGAGGAUGUCAUUCACGACCGGGAAGCCCGGCAUGGUGGUGGUUUUGCAAAUGCUACCUACCCCAUGCUGCUUUGUAUUUGGUUGUUUACACUGGAUUCAAGCCUCUCUGUCUCGCUGCUUGAGGAACUGCCACUUGUCUGUUCUGGGUCUAGCGUCCCCCGUGCCUGAACGCCCCGCAUCCAGACUUUCAGUUCUUUUGACGCGAACCCCUUACUUACCGCUUAACCACCUGAUUCACUAUCUAUCCAGAAGAUACCGGCACAAGCCUCGGUUGGAGAUUGAAUUCACACUGUCGAUGGACAUGGCGAAAGUUGAGGGGAGAUGCAUUAUUUACAAUUAUUUACAACUAAUACUACAGUGCCACCGUCCGCUGCGUUUUUGAACCACCCCGGCAGAGAGCAUCCAGCACUGUCCACCAUCUUAUACAUGAAACAAGAUUCCUCCAGGGAAUAAUUAGCCCGUGAUAACCUCCUCCCAGUCCAGCC
Aspergillus saccharolyticus JOP 1030-1 is the source of this 711-nucleotide messenger RNA. RefSeq lists its product as uncharacterized. Lineage: Eukaryota; Fungi; Ascomycota; Eurotiomycetes; Eurotiales; Aspergillaceae. The record is from RefSeq and is a predicted model, not a curated record. The transcript has a single exon. The coding region runs from base 231 to 608 and encodes 125 amino acids.